CAUCUCGCUUUCUUGAGACAUGUCUUGGUUUUAGACUCCUGCAGUGACCCAGAGGACCUUAUUCCUUAUUUAAGCUGCCCAUCUGCUUCUAGUGCAUUAUCUAACCACUCAGGUCAGCACCAUUUAGACUACGAUCUUGUUUCCUUUUUCAUGUCUCCGUCUCCUCAUCACUGCUCCGCUGCGGUGAGUCUCUGCUCAGAUAAGAAUCUGCCUUUUUUGAACAAGUGGAGCAAACACACAGGGACGGGGCCAGCUGAUGAUCCAUGAAGAUUAGAAGGGUUGAUGGGACUGAUUUUUAGAAAGAAAAAAAAGAAAGAAAAAAAAAGAAGAAGAAAAACAUGCAGGCACUUUUUGGGAACACCUGUGCUAUCCAGUCCUACAUGUCUACUAAAUCUUAUCGCUAACUGCCAUGAAGGUGUUCGGAGGUUUGGUGUGGAUCCUUGUGGCCUCGACUAAAAUCCCCGACACCAACCCGCUGGGCUGGGUGAUGUUUGUGUCCGUCUUCUGCUUCAUAGGGACGACGCUCUGGUUCUUCUUCUUCCUCUGCGGAGCCAAUCAGAGCAGCAUCUGGCCCGGCCUGGAUGUGGCCUAUCAUUUUGUAGCAUCUGUUUUCUACCUCAGUGCCUCGGUGAUUCUGGCCUAUAUCACCUUUCGUACUGCCAAUUUUGCAUCUAUAUCUGACGAAUUACUCAAAAUCUACCGACUGGACAUUUCUGCAGUGGUGAUGUCCUAUCUGGCCACACUGCUCUACUUCCUUCACACCAUUUUCUCUGGCAUUCGAUGGAAGAGGUCCUAAAAUAAAACACUCAGCACAGAGAGAGAAGAUUAAAAUAAGAAGAAAUCAGACAUGCUCUCAAUUGACUGAUCCCAGAAUAUUUUGUUCUUAGUUGUUUAACCUUUUUAUUUUCAUGUCAGCGAGAACGACCUUUGAACCAAAGUGCCCAACUUGACACAUAUUAACGAGAGGAAAACAAGCAUGUGCUUGAUAAAUGUUGGUCCUGUAAAGUAAAGACUGCAAAACGCUGCAAGACAGUUUAUUCUUUUUUGUUAAUCAGAGAUGCCGUGGUGUGGUAGAGUAAAUGUAUGCAAUGUAACGAUGUUUAAGACUGUAUUUGUCAGAAUUAAAUGUGAUAUAAAGACGGUG
Messenger RNA from Mugil cephalus (flathead mullet), 1144 nucleotides. RefSeq names its product myelin and lymphocyte protein-like. The transcript has 4 exons. Bases 410 to 796 code for a protein of 128 amino acids. Gene Ontology annotation, molecular function: structural constituent of myelin sheath. Gene Ontology annotation, cellular component: membrane. The record is from RefSeq and is a predicted model, not a curated record. NCBI's taxonomy places the organism in Eukaryota, Metazoa, Chordata, Actinopteri, Mugiliformes, Mugilidae. Gene Ontology annotation, biological process: myelination.